AUGUACAAACAAGCAGCUCUCUGUAUUUUGGUCAGCAUUUCGAUCUUCAGCGUUAGAGCUGUGGCCAAUGAUUUCUUUCGUGGUGGUCCUAAGAACUACUACAUAUCGCCCAUAAAAACAAAUUUCUAUGCCGCACGCGAUCAUUGCGUUGCCCAUGGCGCUGACCUGGCAACCUUUGAUUCUAUCGCCGAUCUGGAGGCAGUAUCCGAUUAUUUGAUUAAGCACGGCUUUAAUUCCGAAGCCAACGAUCUGUUUUGGGUUUCCUACUGGGACCUCGGCAGAGCUCGGGGUAUGUUCCAUUCCAUAGCCACGGGUCAGCUUCUGACCUCAUCCGGAUGGACUCACGGACAACCAGAUAAUGCCGGAGGUGUUGAGCACUGCGUCCACAUCUGGAAGAGAUCAGGAAGUUAUGGAAUGAACGACAACAACUGCAAUGCGAAUCUUCGAGCUUUAUGUCAGCAGAGAACCAAGAGCCUGAAUAAUCAACAAUGA
Messenger RNA from Drosophila serrata, 492 nucleotides. RefSeq names its product C-type lectin 37Db-like. The record is from RefSeq and is a predicted model, not a curated record. Lineage: Eukaryota; Metazoa; Arthropoda; Insecta; Diptera; Drosophilidae.